AUGCAGAGCCGCUGGAGAACUGCACCAGCAGGUGUGCCAUUCAUUGCCUCUUCCACAUCCUUGUUUAUUUUGCUCGUACUUCUGCCGUCGUGACCUAGAACGCUCCGCGGCAGACUGGUCUGGGGAGGCCGCAGCCUCUGGCCCAGGGCAGACACCACCAUGGCCUUCUUGAUGCACCUGCUGGUCUGCACCUUCGGGAUGGGUUCCUGGGUGGCCAUCAAUGGGCUCUGGGUAGAGCUGCCCCUACUGGUGACGGAGCUGCCUGAGGGCUGGUACCUGCCCUCCUACCUCACAGUGAUCAUCCAGCUGGCCAAUGUCAGCCCCCUCUUGGUUACCCUGCUCCAUCACUUCUGUCCUGGCUGCCUUUCCGAGGUGCCUGUUAUCUUCACCGUGCUGGUUGUGGGCACCAUUGCAUGCAUCCUCUUUGCCUUCCUCUGGAAUGUGACCUCCUGGGUGCUGGGUGGUCCCCACAGUGUCACCUUCAUGGUCCUCACCUUCCUCCUGGCCCUGGUGGACUGCACCUCUUCUGUCACCUUCCUGCCCUUCAUGAGCCGGCUGCCCACACACUACCUCACCACCUUUUUUGUGGGUGAAGGAUUCAGCGGCCUCCUGCCUGCCCUGGUGGCUCUUGCCCAAGGCUCGGGUCUUACCACCUGCGUCAACGUCACUGAGACAUCAGACACCACCCCAAGCCCUGUGACCACCAGGAAGACCAACAUCACACAGGGAGCUCACAGCACCCUUGGCCCUGACCUCCCUUGGACGUCAGCCCCCGUGGUCUCUCUGCAGAGCCGCUACCUCCCUGCCCACUUCUCACCCCUGGUCUUCUUUCUCCUGCUCUCUUUCAUGAUGGCCUGCUGCCUCGUCGCUUUCUUUCUCCUCCAGCGUCAGCCCAGGCGCUGGGAAAGCUCCGUGGAAGACCUCCUCAGCUCCCAGGUCACCCUGCACUCCAUCCGGCCACGGGAGGAGAAGGCGCUGGGCCCCCUAGGCCCGGUGGACAGCAGCAAGGGCCAGGGGCAUCUGGAGGAGAAAGUGGUCCCCCACCACCCAGCGUACCUGGCCUUCAUCUAUGUCCUGGUGGCCUUUGUGAACGCACUCACCAACGGCGUGCUGCCCUCAGUGCAGACCUACUCCUGCCUGUCCUACGGGCCUGUUGCCUACCACCUGUCCGCCACCCUCAGCUCCAUGGCAAACCCCCUCGCCUGCUUCCUCUCCAUGUUCCUGCCUAACAGGUCGCUGCCAUUCCUGGGGGUCCUUGCGAUACUUGGGACUGGCUUUGGGGCCUACAACAUGGCCAUGGCAGUGAUGAGCCCCUGCCCCCUCAUGCAGGGCCACUGGGGUGGAGAAGUCCUCAUCGUGAUCUCAUGGGUGCUGUUCACUGGCUGUCUGAGCUACGUCAAGGUGAUGCUGGGCGUGAUCCUGCGCGACCGUAGCCGAAGCGCCCUCUUGUGGUGCGGGGCGGCGGUGCAGCUGGGCUCGCUGCUCGGAGCCCUGCUCAUGUUCCCGCUGGUCAACGUGUUGGGGCUCUUCUCCUCCGCUGACUACUGCAGCCUGCACUGCUCUGCCUAGGCCGGCUGGGGAGAUGUGGACCAUCACAGGGUGCCAACCCCGCCCCCAUUACUAACACCUGGAAACUGGCCCCGAGAGCGGGCCAGGGUCGUGCCCAAGGUCACAGAGCAAGUGGUUGGCAGCUGGGAGGCAGAGCCUGAGUAUUUGAACCCAGAAGGCAAAGUCCCAUUAGGGACUGUGGGGAAUGCUACAGGCCUCCUAGAGGACCUGGAAAUGCGAGGCACAGCCCUGCCCCCAACUCUGUGUCACGGUGCCUGUGAUUGCACCAGUUCAGAACUUCUUUGGCUCUUGAGAGAGAACUGAU
Messenger RNA from Galeopterus variegatus (Sunda flying lemur), 1873 nucleotides. It is a transcript of the gene SLC52A3, whose product is annotated as solute carrier family 52 (riboflavin transporter), member 3. Gene Ontology annotation, cellular component: plasma membrane. Gene Ontology annotation, molecular function: riboflavin transmembrane transporter activity. Gene Ontology annotation, biological process: riboflavin transport. The transcript is spliced from 6 exons. The coding region runs from base 160 to 1569 and encodes 469 amino acids. The record is from RefSeq and is a predicted model, not a curated record. NCBI's taxonomy places the organism in Eukaryota, Metazoa, Chordata, Mammalia, Dermoptera, Cynocephalidae.